Molecule: messenger RNA, 2874 nt
Organism: Terrapene triunguis (Three-toed box turtle)
Lineage: Eukaryota; Metazoa; Chordata; Testudines; Emydidae
Gene: SAMD12
Product: sterile alpha motif domain containing 12
Exons: 5
Coding region: 65-550 (161 amino acids)
Biological process (GO): cell surface receptor protein tyrosine kinase signaling pathway
Cellular component (GO): cytoplasmic side of plasma membrane
Molecular function (GO): protein binding
Source: RefSeq, a predicted model, not a curated record
GGGGGCUAGAGGAGCAGUGCCUGGGGCAGGCGAAUUAUGCAUGCACUAGGCGAGCGCUGAGAGAAUGGCUGUGGAAGCUAUCCAUUGCAAUCUGAAUCCUAAUGGCAUUGAUCGUCCUGUCCACACAGAAGAUAUUAACCUGUCACUUGAAGGUGAAGGAAUUGAGUUGCCCUCGCGUAAGAAUGAUAAUACUCGGAAGGUGCUUGAGUCAAAAGGGACACCCAAGAGACAGCAGGUGGAACCAGAAACAUCUAAGUCUGGUACUGUGAAACUGACAAAGCCAGUAGCUCUGUGGACCCAGCAGGAUGUCUGCAAGUGGUUGAAGAAACACUGCCCUAAUCAGUAUCAAAUCUACAGUGAGUCAUUCAAACAGCAUGACAUAACGGGCCGUGCAUUGCUGAGGCUUACUGACAAGAAGCUUGAACGAAUGGGGAUUGCCCAGGAGAGCCUACGACAGCACAUUUUGCAGCAGGUGCUUCAGCUGAAAGUGAGAGAAGAAGUCCGAAAUCUACAAUUACUUACACAAGCCCCAACAGAGACUUCUCCAUAAACACUACCAGCCUCUAAAGCUUCUGUCCUGCCAGGUGAUAUGAAAGUGAACUUUACUUCGUGAAAAGCAUAACAAAUGGCACUGCCAGAAGGUGACCAGGGAGAAUUGAAAGAUUAACUGAAAUACAACCAUUCAGUCAAGAUGAUGCAUUCUGGAAAGUCCUGGUUUGCUGUGGAAUUAAAAUUUGGUGCAUAAAAUACAGUGCUAAUUUGUUCAAAGUGGUCAUUGACAGACCAUUAGCUGGAAAAUUGUUUCCAGUUUUCAUCACUGUGCAUAACUUUGAGUUCCCUUUAGGGGACUAUCUGUGCCCUUCACUAGAAGUCCUGUUUUAGCAUGGCAACUACUGGAUUAUUUUAUUAUAUAUGCAGAUGGCAUGAUGAUGUUUUAGGAAAAACUUACAGCAGUUCUCCAACCUCAGUAAAAAUGUUCACAAUAUAACACCCCCAAUAGGAAUGUAAACGUCUUGUAUAUGUUAGUUAUACAGUCUAAUGGUAUUCUGUUUAACUAUAUGUGAUCUCCACACAGAAGAGUUAGCACAUUCUAGACAUGUCAAGAAAGGUCUUUUCUUCAUUUCAAUACUAAAAUAUGUUUUAGUAUCUACACUGAGACUGUAUCUAAAAUAGAGCCUAUACUUGCAUAUAUUCACAGAUUCAUGGGAGAUUGCAUAGAUAGAUUUGCUCAUGGCAUGUAUGCCACUAGACAUAUUUUAUAGAGACUUACUGAACAGCUGUUAUGAAGGUAGCCAGGAGUAGGGGAGGUUGAAUGGGCUGUCGGACAUUGUGUCUGCUGUCCCCUGUCCUCACCAAUAAACCAAGCAGUCCGCAUUUCUGUUGUGCCAAUGUGAGGUUCCCAUUAAAUUGUAAAGGAAAAGAUCCCUUCUCUGAGAUGCAUUGUGUCCAUGGCUUUGGUCUACAUUAAACACAGGAGAAACUGGAGAAAUUCUGAUUCUUCUGCUAAUCACUAUUUUUUGGGAGUGGGGUGGUGAAUUACAACUUGCAGAGUCCAAACAAAAUCUCUUGAAGAUUGUAAAGAGUGAGAGGUGGACUAGAUGCUUCCACUCUGUACAGCUCCUCAUAGAGGACAGACACCUCCAUUAACAUUUCCUCCUCUUUCUACCCAAAACCCUUUUUUUAGUCUGAACUGGGGUUAAGGUAAAUGGUUCUAAUAACCCUUUGGGCAUUCUGUAGCAGGCUCAAGACUGUUGCAUUCAAACUGAGCAUUAUUUGUUGUUCAGUCUCUAAGUGGCUGACAUCACGGGUUGUGUCACAGCUGGCUGUGGUACAGUUUUCAUCCAUGGGAAAUUACGGGAAGUACUUUUGAUCCCACCCCUCACAUUGGGGCCUAUUUGAAACAGACUAUUUACAAUGAAGUAAAUUAAAUAGUCAGCAGCAUCACAAGGGACCAGCCUGGUGGUUCUUGCAGUUCCUAAAUCAAAGAUGGCACUUUGGGUAGCCACAAAACAUCUUUCUCUCCAGCCUAAUGGGCUAACACUUAAUCCAUCUGCCAAACCUGUAGAGAGCCUUCCAUGUUGGAGACUUAGAUACCAAUAGUGGAGGGAAGAUGAAUCUUAAUGGGAUUACAGGAAGACAAGGGGAUAUUUUUGAGGGAGUUCAUGUGGUACACUUUUAGAAGCUAUUCUAUACACUAUUAAUGAUUGUAAGAUCAACCAGUUAGAGCACCAGUGCAUCCAAAGUGUAUAUUUUUGGCGUGGAUUUAUGUCAGAACUUUUUACCCAUCCCUGGUAUGUAAACAGUAUAUAUACUUUUUGGACAAAUAUAUAUAUAAAAAGAAUCAGGCUCAGCAUGUUGGCUACUGUAUAAUAUCCAUUUAGAACACAAUUAUAAUUAGUUAUGGCCAAGAUUUUCAAAAGUGUCUAGUGAUUGUUGGGUGCUUAGCUUGACACCUUAAAGGAGCCUGAUUUUCAGAAAAUGCUGAAAACCAGGUCUCUUUAAAGUUUCUCAAAUUGGGCAUCCAGAACUUUCAAGCAUCCAGAAUCACAAGUCACUCUUGAAAAUCAUGGCCUUUCAUUUAGAUUGGUUAGAAAAACUCCAAUAAAGGCACAAGAAUAAUAUCAUCUAAGUGCGAAGUUGCUAGAGCAAUACUUUUGCAAUGUGCACUUUUUAGAGUUGCCCAUAGAAUUGCAAGUUGACUUUUUUUAGAAAUUGGUCAUGUGCAUUGCAGAAUUUCAUUAACAGUUUUAGCACAUUUUAUAGGCCUUUCCUAUUGUUCUGUUUUAAAAUGAAUUCUGGGAACUGAGAUCAGUCAUUUUCCUAGAUCACUUAUAUUACUAUUGCUGUUUAAAAAAAAAAAAAAAAAAAAGUUUA